AUGUUUCUUUUCGCAGACCGCCAAAUGCAAUCUUGGAGCCUCUCACACUGAACAACUAUAUAUAUAUAUGUAAACCAAAUUUAAAGACAUCGCCCUUCGAUUCCGCAAGGCAUUCUGCUUUUUAGCGGGAAAACGCAGACGAAGAAUACUAGAGGGACAUUUCUCGUUUCUACUGAAAAAUUUGGUGGUAAUGGCAAAUAUUGUUGAUCAAGAUCAGCAAUGGCUGCUCAACUGCUUGAAUGCAACACUGGACACGAAUCAAGAUGUCCGGUCAUUUGCUGAAACAUCACUGAAUCAGGCUUCCUUGCAACCAGGUUUUGGAGCUGCUUUGUGCAAGGUUACUGUAAACAAGGAACUACCAUUGGGACUGCGUCAGCUAGCAGCAGUCAUCCUAAAGCAGUUUAUAAAAAAGCACUGGCAGGAAGAUGAGGAGGCUUUUGAACAUCCUGUUGUUUCAAGUGAUGAAAAGGCAGUUAUACGUCAACUACUUCUUUUUUCAUUGGAUGACCCUCAUGGAAAAAUCUGCACAGCGGUUGGAAUGGCUGUUGCAUCCAUUGCGCAUUAUGAUUGGCCAGAGGAGUGGCCAGACUUAUUGCCUUUCCUUUUAAAGCUGAUUGGUGACCUGACCAACAUGAAUGGAGUUCGUGGAGGUCUAAGAUGCUUGGCUCUUCUCUCUGGUGAUUUGGAUGAUACAGUGGUGCCAAAGUUAGUGCCUGUUUUGUUCCCUUGUUUGCAUACAAUUGUAUCAUCUCCCCAGAUCUAUGAUAAACAUUUGCGUGCAAAAGCCCUUUCAAUAGUUCACUCUUGCACUUCCAUUCUUGGGGCAAUGAGUGGUGUAUAUAAGGCAGAAACUAGUGAUUUGAUUCUACCAAUGCUCAAAUCAUGGAUAGAUCAGUUCUCCAUCAUCUUACAAUCUCCAGUGAGGUUUGAGGAUCUUGAUGAUUGGAGCAUCAGGAUGGAGGUUUUGAAAUGCUUGAAUCAGUUUGUGCAGAAUUUCCCCAGCCUUACAGAAGCAGAGUUUUCUGUUAUUGUGACACCUUUGUGGCAAACAUUUAUAUCAUCUUUAAAAGUAUAUGAGGCAUCAUCAGUUCAAGGUACAGAUGAUCCUUAUCUGGGAGGUUAUGACUCGGAUGGUGCAGAAAAAGGUCUUGAGUCCUUUGUCAUUCAGUUGUUUGAAUUUUUAUUGACCAUUGUGGGCAACUUCAAAUUGGUAACGGUCAUAGCGAGAAAUGUCAAAGAGUUGGUGUAUUAUGCUAUUGCUUUUCUGCAAAUGACAGAACGACAGGUACAUACCUGGUCAUUGGAUGCUAACCAAUAUGUUGCUGAUGAGGAUGACAUUACCUACAGUUGCCGUGUUUCAGGAAUUCUCCUACUGGAAGAGUUGAUCGAUUCUUGUGGGAAAGAAGGUAUUGAUGCUGUAAUUGAAUCCGCUAAGAAACGGUUUACUGAGUCUCAGCAAGAAAAAGCUACUGGUUCUACAGGCUGGUGGAGAAUACGGGAGGCCACCAUAUAUACUUUGGCUUCUCUGUCAGAGCAAUUGCUUGAAGCACAGGAUUCAGGAUCAACUGGGUUCAGCAUUGGGAAUGUAAUAGAGCAAAUACUCACUGAAGACAUAGGAACAGGGGUACAUGAAUAUCCCUUUCUUCAUGCACGGGCAUUUUCAGCAGUUGCAAAGUUCUCCUCUGUGAUCAGCCAGGGAAUUUUGGAGCAGUUUUUAUAUGCGGCAAUUAAGGCGAUAAGUUUAGAUAUUCCACCACCAGUUAAAGUAGGUGCUUGCCAGGCCCUUUCUCAGCUCCUACCAGAAGCAAACAAAGGAGUUCUUCAGUCUCAUAUGAUGGACCUAUUUUCAUCCCUAACAGAUCUUCUUAAGCAAGCAUCUGAUGAAACGCUGCACCUGGUACUAGAAACACUGCAAUCUGCAGUUAAGGCAGGUCAUGAAGCAGCAGCAUCCAUAGAGCCUAUUAUCUCCCCAAUUGUCCUUAACAUGUGGGCAGAAAAUGUUUCAGAUCCAUUCAUUAGUAUUGAUGCUGUUGACGUUUUGGAGGCAAUCAAGAAUUCUCCUGGGUGCAUUCACCCUCUAGUGUCUCGGAUUUUACCCUCUAUUGGGCCUAUAUUAGAAAAACCUCGGCAGCAGCCUGAUGGGUUAGUGGCUGGGUCUAUAGAUCUUGUAACUAUGCUAUUGAAAAAUGCUCCUAUUGACAUCAUGAAAGCAGUGUAUGAUGUCUGUUUCAAUUCUGUUAUCCAGAUAAUCCUCCGAAGUGAUGAUCAUAGUGAGAUGCAGAAUGCCACAGAAUGUUUGGCUGCUUUUGUGUCUGGAGCAAAGCAGGAUGUGCUUGCUUGGGGUGGUGAUCCAGGUUUUGCAAUGAGAAGUCUGCUUGAUGCGGCAUCUAGGCUUCUUGACCCUGUUCUGGAAAGCUCUGGAUCGCUUUUUGUUGGGAGCUACAUUCUGCAGCUUAUUUUGCAUCUGCCUUCAGAAAUGGCACCACAUAUUCGAGACCUUGUGGCUGCUAUUGUGAGACGCAUGCAAUCUUGUCAAAUAGCAGGCUUGAAAAGCUCAUUACUCCUUAUUUUUGCUAGACUGGUCCAUUUGAGUGCACCAAAUGUUGAACAGUUCAUUGAUUUAUUGAUCACAUUGCCCACUAAUGGCCAUGAGAACUCCCUGGCUUAUGUGAUGUCUGAAUGGACUAAGCAGCAAGGUGAAAUUCAAGGGGCCUACCAAAUUAAAGUUACGACAACUGCUUUAGCCCUAUUACUGUCCACAAGGCAUGCUGAACUGGCAAAAAUUUAUGUCCAGGGGCAUCUUGUUAAGACUACUGCAGGAAUAACCACUCGCUCAAAAUCUAAAGUAGCUCCAGAUCAAUGGACUGUGAUGCCACUCCCUGCAAAGAUCCUGGCAUUGUUAUCAGACGCGCUAAUUGAGAUUCAAGAGCAAGUUUCGGCUGACAAUGAUGAGGAUAGUGACUGGGAAGAAAUUCAGGACAGGGAAGAAGACGAUAACCAGCAUUUCCUAUAUCCAACUAGUACAUCAUCCUACAGCAGGCCUACCGCUGAACAUCUAGACGCAAUGGCAAAAGUAUUUAAUGAGGACCAGGAUGAAAAUAAUGAAGAUGACCUACUAAGUGGAGUUGACCCUCUUAAUGAGAUUAACCUGGCAAAUUACAUUAUCGAUUUCUUUGUGAAGUUUUCUAGAACUGACAGGACAUUGUUUGAUCAGCUUUGCCAGAGUCUAACACAGGCUCAACACAAUGCCAUGCAGAUGGUUCUAAACUGUUAAGAGUGCCAAAAAACUGUACAUAAUGAGUUUGGGUGAGUGUAACUAAUAGCAUAUUCAUUUUUUUGACCAUUUUUAUAUUUGUAAUUCCAAAACCUAGCCUUAAAUUAGUAAAGGCUGUUCUUUGGAUU
Molecule: messenger RNA, 3402 nt
Organism: Telopea speciosissima
Lineage: Eukaryota; Viridiplantae; Streptophyta; Magnoliopsida; Proteales; Proteaceae
Product: importin-9
Exons: 33
Coding region: 191-3274 (1027 amino acids)
Biological process (GO): protein import into nucleus
Cellular component (GO): nuclear envelope; cytosol
Molecular function (GO): small GTPase binding
Source: RefSeq, a predicted model, not a curated record